AUGUCGGGUGAUGUUCAGCCCAGGAAAAGGAAAGACAAGAAGAAGAAAAAAGAUGAUGCAGACCCAAUAAUUCCUGAGAAGUUACAGGUCCCAAUUUUCACCAAUAAUACUCUGAUUACUGAAGAUCUAAAUAUUCAUGUUCACAAAGAAGGAGGUACAGGUGGCGGAAUAUGCGCUAAACUUGUUUUCUUUAUUCUAUUUUCUGCGCUAGCCGUUCUGAUCGGACUGACAAUAACCGAACACAGAGGCCUCACUGAUAUUGAAACCUCCGAUCCGAACUCCAAAUUCUCCCAGUUGUUUGAAGGUUGGAUUGAUUCGAAUACUCACGAUGACCAUGAUAUAGAAGAGCACGGAUCAAUCGAAGAAGAUGAUCACGAAGACCAAGAAGACGACCACGAUGAAAAUUUAUCUGAAGAAUUGGAAGAUCAUCAACAACAUGACGAAGAUGACGACGAGCAUGAUGAUAAUCAAACCGAUGAUAAUUUAGAUGAUGAAUCCGAGGAAAAUGAUGAUGAAGGUGAUGCUGCUGGUGACGAUGACAUAAAUGAAAUAGCUGAUGAAGAGGACGAAGAAAAUCAUAGAAAACGUUAUUACAGAAAAGUAGCUGUUUCUGAAGAAGAACCAGAUGAACCAGAUCAAGAUGAAGAUGAUGCAGACCGUGAUCAAGAUGAUGAUGAUGAGCUAGAUGAUAAUGAUGACCAAAUUGAUCAAGAUGAGGAUGAGCAAAAUCAAGAUGAAGAUAAUCAAGAUGAAGAUGAUCAAGAUGACGAUGAAGACAAAGAUGAAGAUCUACAAGUUAGUAGAGAAAAGAGAGAUAUCUCUGAAGAAAAGUUCGAUGUGCACCAAGAUGAUGACGAUGAAUAUAAUGAAGCAGGGGAUGAUAUAAAAGAUGACGAUGGUGAUAAUGAUGCAGAUGAUGAUACUCAAGAUAUCGAUGAUGAUAAUGACACAAAUGAGGCUAAAGAUGAAGAUGAUGGCAGUAAGGAAGAACUAGUAAAGUCAGAUGAGAUUAAAGAUGAUCAAGAAGUAAAAGAAAAGGAGGCUGAAGAUACCGAGGAUAAACUGGAAAAGGCUGAAAAUUUACCUGAAAUCGAACCAGAUGAGGAUGCAGUAGGAAGUUCAGGCAUGGCUGUGAAAAUUGGUGUUGGAGUAGCACUUCUUGUGGUUGCUCAUCUUGUCUUGGUUAAGAAAUGGAGGACUGCAUCUGACGAUGAGGAUAAAUCAACUGACAUACCUUCAGUUCCAAAUCUUCAAGACAGAAGAAACACUAUUAUCAAUCCUCCAGCUUUUAAAGAAGUGGAACCUGAUAUUGAACAAGUUCAAGAAGACUAUUCUGAAGAAGAGGAUGAGGAGGAAGACGAAAAGGUAGUUACGAACAUAGCAAAAACCAAAUAUCAAGAACUUGCUACGGCAUACACUACUCGUCCCACUACCGAUACAAGUAGGCCAACGAAAAUGUACGAAUAUGAAGACGACGAUGAAGAAAUUGAAGAUGAAAACGAACAGGAAGACGAAGAAUUGGAAGAAGAGGAAGAAGACGAACAGGGGGAAUCAGAAGAAGGCGAAGGGGAGGAUUGUGAUGAGGAAGGAGACGAGGAAGAUGAGGAUGAAGAAUUGCUGAAACGUUUGGAAGCCCGAUAUGGAAGACUGCAAAAAGAUAAUGAAAAUAAGGCCGCGGAACAUAGAGAAUCCGAUUCUGAUAAGCAAUCAGAUGACGAUUAUGAUUAUACCAAUGUAACCAACGAAGAUGACUACAAAAUUAGAAAAGACAUUGAUGAAGCUCAGAGUUCUAUAAAAAAUAAUAAUGCUCUCGCUAUUGCACUUUUUGAUAAAAUCCUGCAAAAAUUCCCGUCCUCUCCCCGAUCUCUUUAUGGAAAGGCAUUAGCACUGGACGACCUUGCUGACAAAAAAAGAAGCAAUGAAAUACUGGAGAAAGCUCUGCAGUUAUAUGAAAAAGUCCUCAAGGCCGAUAAAGUUCCAACUGCUCUCUUCAACCUUGUAGCCGACAGAUGUAUAAACCGUUUAAGAUUUUUAGGUCAGUAUAGGAGAGCUAUAAAUUUCCACCAGUUAAUCAUAGACAAAUUUCCAAAGAAUCCGAAGCAUUUAAAUAGUUUAGGGGUAACAUAUUUGACGAUGAACAGGGUAGAAGACGCAAGAUCUGUUUUCAAGCAGGUUCUCACCAAAUGGCCUGAGGAUGGCUUUUCUUUAGUGCACUACGGCUUUAUAUUAAAAACCGCUGACAAUAAGUUCGAAAAAGCUAUACAUUAUUUAGAAAAGGGGAUUAAUACUAAAGACGAAGGUGUGAUAGAUGGAAGAUUUUAUUUCCAUUUGGGCGAUGCCCUAGCCCGUGUUGGCAGAAAUAGCGAUGCUAUAAAGAUCUACGAAGAAGGUACAAAAAACAAAGUAUUUCUUUCGAAAUAUCAAAGAUCGUUGUACAACGUUCCACGCUUGACCGCCAAUCCUUGGUGGUCACCGAAAGACCUUCCGUAUCCAAACUCUUUCCAGCUCCUCACCGACUCGUGGAGGAAAAUUAAAGAAGAAGGCCUGGCGAUUUUGAGCGAAACUGGCUUCUUUCAAGACGAAUCCGAAAACUUGAAGGACACCGGUGAAUGGAAGCAGUUCGAAUUGUUCGCUAGAGGACAAAAAAACGUAAAAAAUUGCAAGAAAUGUCCGUUUACUUGCAGCGUCAUUGAUCGUAUACCGGAAGCUAAAACCUGUCGAAGAGGUCAAACGAAAUUUAGCGUCAUGCAUCCCGGUACUCAUGUCUGGCCACAUUGUGGCCCGACGAAUUGCAGAAUUAGGGUCCAUUUGGGGUUAAAAGUACCGCCUAGUACCUUUAUCAGAGUUGCAGAGGAUACAAAGAGUUGGAAGGACGGCGAACUGUUAAUCUUCGACGACAGCUUCGAACACGAGGUGUGGCACAAUGGUACCGAAUUCCGAUUGAUUUUAAUAGUAGACGUUUGGCAUCCAGAAUUAACACCGUCCGAAAGACACAAUCUUUCGCCAAUAUAA
Molecule: messenger RNA, 3012 nt
Organism: Psylliodes chrysocephalus
Lineage: Eukaryota; Metazoa; Arthropoda; Insecta; Coleoptera; Chrysomelidae
Source: the annotation of a GenBank genome assembly